Messenger RNA from Dujonia railenensis, 2364 nucleotides. NCBI's taxonomy places the organism in Eukaryota, Fungi, Ascomycota, Pichiomycetes, Serinales, Debaryomycetaceae. The record is from the annotation of a GenBank genome assembly.
AUGGAAUUGUCCAACGUAAUAUCCUUGUUGGAGGAAGGAUCCUUCGCCUAUUCGCUACAUUCGAUACCAAAAGCUAAACAAAAUUGCCUUGAGAGCAUUAAAGUAUUGAAUACUAUUAGUAAACUCACUGGCGCUAAUGAUGUUAGUAAUGUCCUUUCUAAAUAUCUGAUGACGCUCUACGAUGCAAUAAAUGCCAAAAAUGACUUCUAUUCGUACAAUGAAAAAUUCAAAUGGUUGUCUUCCAAAAUAAAUGGGAACUUCUUCCCUCCGGUGGUGUCGUUUGGCCCGGGUGUCAGUAGUCAUAAUAUGAACUUUAUCCCAAGUAAUCGAGUAGACAAAGUUCAGUUAGACCUCCCACCAAAAUUCGUGAACGAGUUUGAGUUUCAAAUUUGCUCUCCAUUACAUGUGAUUGACAACUCUCCUGAGGGUGAUGUGGAAUUGGAGAACUUAUACCAAGACCUUUUGACUAAUUGCUCUUUUGUCUGUGCAAUGUUGUCGUUAGUGUUUGUGAAUCCUGAAUUGAUCAAGUCAAGAUUGAUCUGCAAUGAGAGUAACUCAAUUGCUAAGCUACAUGUCAAUGGAUGUGAUAGGUUAAUAGUCAUAAAUAAUGAGCUUCCAAUAAUUAAAGAGGGUUCAAGUUUGGGUAGCAACCGCAGCUUGGUGAUUAGAUCUUCUCGUCCGAAUUCUAAGUUGUGGAGACCAGCCUUGCUUGAGAAAGCGUAUUUAACAUUGAUGGGCCAAGGAUAUAAUUUCAAGGGAUCUAACAUGGCCCUAGAUGUAUAUAUGCUAGUUGGGUGGGUUCCCGAAGUCAUAAGGAUCCAAAAUGGUCAGUUACCUUCAGCCAUCUCAAGAAUUUUAGAUGAUAACUCUAAAGAUAUUGUAAUGGGGCUCGGGGUAGGAUCAAUCAGUGAAUCUUUCUCCAAGAGUGUUGGACUUAUUUCGGAACAUGAUUAUUCUAUUAUAGGCACUAGAAUAAACUCUGGUUUGAGAGAGUUCAAUAUCAGGAAUCCUUGGAAUAAGAACGCUUCUUCUGAUUCUGCCUGGUGGAUAGAUGAAAACCAACUUCAGCAUUUCAACUACUUGUACAUUAACUACAAUUCGGAAAAUUUAUUCAAGUUCAAAGAGGAGAUAAAUCUAGUUAAAUUACCCAAGAAUACGUUGUGGAAUAGUCUUUACGAUAAACCGCAAGUUGGAAUUACAUUUAGCUCAGAAGAUCUGACAUCGAAGUCGGUAAGCGUAUGGCUUCUUUUGGAAAGACACUUACCAUCCAAGUUACUGACUGCAGAAGAAAAAGACGACAGUGUUGUCAUUAACUUGCUGGUUUAUAAAUCAGGAACCGGGGAAAAGCUAUUAACCACUACUCAAUACCCAUAUGUUUAUAAGCCAUCGGUUGGAACAAAUAAUAGGACAUUUCUUGCAAAAUUAGAUAACUUGGAAAUAAAUCUGUCUGCUGAUUCAUACACUAUAGUAAUUGACUCAACUGCAGCAUCGAAUUUCACUCUAAAAGCAUUCAGUAACUCUGCAUUUAGCUUUUACAAGUCCAAACCAAAAUAUAAAAAAAUACUCCCUAUAAUUGAAGAUGAAUGGAGUUUGAAUAUCACGGGUGGUAAUCUAACUAAGUCUACAUUCAUUUACAAUCCUCAAUAUAAUUUAGAGGUCAGCGAAGAGUCUAACAUUUCGAUUGGUGUAUUUGGAGAGCUGGCAAAUUAUUAUUAUAAUUUUCAUGUCUUCUCCUGUAAUGACUUGCACGCUCCGUUAGUGGAGAUACUUCUGCCACUGAAUCUAAUUAGACAAGAGAACUAUAAAAUGGGUGCAGUGUUGAUGAACUUUGAUGAUAUUAAGCCUGGAAAUUACAGAAUUGUAUUCUCAACCUACGAAGUCCUCGAAAGUAAUAAACCUUUAAAUUUUAAAAUUUAUGUGAAUACGGACGCCGAAAGCGACAGUAUUAGACUUUCCAAGUACCAUGUAACCCUAUCGUUAUUCCUUGCUAGGAAGCAGUUGAUUCCUUGGCACAACAGCAACCGGAUUAAGGUAAAUUUCAGAACAACAUCUACGAAUUCCAAAGUCAAAUUUCACAUCCAAUAUACCAAUGCUACUGAUUUUACUGGAAGCACUGCGUCUAACGGAAGGUUUCAGAAUGAUAUUAGUGACUAUAGACCGGCACUCCGAGCUUCCAUAUUCUCGCUGGUAACUCACGAAUCAGUAUUGGUCAAUGAAAAUUGGAGCAAUUCUUUAUAUGGCAUAUUUGUAGAAGUUAACUUAGCCGGCAUUCUGGAGUACAUUUUGUUAAUCGAGAGGUUUGAAUCAGGCAUUGGCGGGUGUGUGAUAGAUUGUGGAUCGAGCAGGAAGAUAGAGUAUAUAUAG